This is a messenger RNA of Fulmarus glacialis (Northern fulmar), 1098 nucleotides long. RefSeq names its product notchless homolog 1 (Drosophila) (gene NLE1). The transcript is spliced from 9 exons. Gene Ontology annotation, molecular function: protein binding. Gene Ontology annotation, cellular component: nucleolus. NCBI's taxonomy places the organism in Eukaryota, Metazoa, Chordata, Aves, Procellariiformes, Procellariidae. Gene Ontology annotation, biological process: ribosomal large subunit assembly; Notch signaling pathway. The annotation marks the transcript as partial. The record is from RefSeq and is a predicted model, not a curated record.
GCUGAGCCGGGCUUUUCCUCCUCUCCCAGGUACCUGGCAAGCGGCUCUGGAGACACCACCGUCCGUUUCUGGGACCUCAGCACGGAGACGCCACAGUUCACGGCCAAAGGUCACCGGCACUGGGUGCUCAGCAUCGCAUGGUCGCCCGACGGCAAGAAGCUGGCCUCGGGCUGUAAGAACAGCCAGAUAUUUCUCUGGGACCCAGCCACCGGCAAUCAGAUCGGCCGGGUGCUCACCGGCCACUCCAAAUGGAUCACGUGUCUGUGCUGGGAACCGCUCCACAUAAACCCGGAGUGCCGCUACCUGGCAAGUGCCUCCAAGGAUGGCAGCAUCCGCAUCUGGGACACGCUGAUGGGCAGGUGUGACAAAAUCCUCACAAGCCACACGCAGUCGGUGACAUGUGUGAAGUGGGGGGGCGAUGGCUUGCUCUACUCCUCCUCCCAGGACAGGACCAUCAAAGUCUGGAGAAGCCAGGACGGGGUCCUCUGCCGCACCUUGCAGGGCCACGCUCACUGGGUGAACACCAUGGCCCUUAGCACCGACUACGUUCUCCGCACCGGUGCCUUCGAACCUGCCGAAGCCACCAUCAACCCACAGGAUGUAAGCGGCUCCUUGUCAGAACUGAAGGACAAGGCACAGCAGAGGUAUGACCAAGUCAGGGGCCAGGAACCAGAAAGGCUCGUCUCGGGGUCAGAUGAUUUCACGCUGUUUCUUUGGAGACCAGCAGAAGACAAGAAGCCGCUGGAGAGAAUGACAGGCCACCAGGCAUUGAUUAACCAAGUCCUCUUCUCACCAGACACACGGAUAAUAGCUAGUGCUUCCUUUGACAAGUCCAUAAAGCUCUGGGAUGGUAGGACAGGAAAGUACCUGACGUCGCUGAGAGGGCACGUCUCAGCUGUGUAUCAGAUCGCCUGGUCAGCCGACAGCCGCUUGCUGGUAAGCGGGAGCAGUGACAGCACGCUGAAGGUCUGGGAUGCCAAGAUGAAGAAACUGGCCAUUGAUCUUCCUGGCCAUGCGGAUGAGGUGUAUGCAACGGAUUGGAGCCCAGAUGGACAGAGGGUAGCGAGCGGAGGGAAGGAUAAGUGUUUGCGGAUGUGA